CUGACGUAUUGACUUAUGGUACACUUGGGUCGACAACUUCCGUUAAACUUCCGCACGUUCAACGUUAGCGCCAGUAAAGAAUUAAUGACCAAAAUAUUCAGUUCAGUUGACCGGAUAGUUUGUAAUAUAAUCUGUUAUUAUGCUACCUCUAUCUUUGCUGAAGACUGCACAGAACCACCCUAUGCUGGUGGAGUUGAAGAAUGGAGAGACGUAUAACGGACACUUGGUCAGUUGUGACAACUGGAUGAAUAUAAAUUUACGAGAAGUCAUCUGCACCUCAAGGGAUGGAGAUAAAUUUUGGAGGAUGCCUGAGUGUUACAUCAGAGGAAGCACCAUAAAGUACCUGCGUAUCCCUGAUGAGAUCAUUGACAUGGUGAAGGAAGAGGUGGUGUCCAAGGGUCGUGGGCGAGGAGGCAUGCAGCAGAACAAACAGCAGGGCAAGGGUCGAGGGGGAGGAGCAGGCAGAGGUGUGUUUGGAGGCCGUGGUCGGGGCAUGCCAGGAGUGGGAAUGCCAGGAGUGGGCAGAGGCCAGCAGCAGGAGAAGAAGCCUGCUGGUGGUAAACCUCAGGGAGUCAAGAACCAGCACUGAGGAGAGGAACAGACAGGUCAAAUGGUUUCCCCCAUACCCGUGAGUGUGGAGCCUCACCUACACGUUGAAACUGCGUCAUGGGCCAAGAGGAGUGCACAUGAUGGGAACAGAGGUGAAGACAGGCCAUGUGUCAUGAAACUGCUGCCCCUGCUCAUUUUAACGGUAAAAACACUGCAAAACCAAACUGUGGUGAAGCCAGAAAACACACUCACAUCAAAGCAAUCAUGCCGUGAUAACAUGCACUGCAACCUGGCAUCAGGUUUGCUUGUUACUUCCAUCUCAGACUUGUCAUUGGAGGGGAUGUAAAGUGUUCUGUAACAACGAGGCUACAGCAUGCAUCUAAAAAAUAAUUUGAUUUGAUGAAGACAUGCUCUCACCAAAUACCUUAAACAACGCUAAACCACUCCAAUCGGGGACAUAAAUAUUGGGUGAUUCCUCGGAUACAACAGCUCAGCAAGUGACAUGUUGCUCAACACUAGCACACACUAGACCUAUUCAUUACCUGGGCCUGGCCACGGCUUAAAGGUGUUCCAUUCCCAGCAUGCAUUAGUGAUGCCAAACAUUCCUGAUGUGUUAUCACACUGUGCCUUGACUUGUAGCACUGAAAUAUGUGUACUCUAAAUUCACCAUAUGUCUGUACAGGCUUGAUUCUCCUAUCCUGUUUUGUUAUAAUGAACCUGCUAUUGCAGUAUCAAUUAUAGUUAAGGUUUCUGUUCAUUAGGGUAAACUGUAGCGAAUCUGUUAAACAGAAUACAAACGUUUCUUAUUGCACAAGUUAAGAUAAUAUGUCCCUGUUUCACUCUCUUAUGGGCUGUUUUCUUUGAUUUCGUGUUUACUAAAUAUGACCCAGGUUUUCAUAGUUACAUGUGAAUAGCAAUGUAUUACUUUGCCUCCAAAUGUUAGAUGCAUUCAAGAAGUUUAAUUGCAGGUGGAAUGCUCUUAUUUAGGAGUUGAUGUAUACUUGGAGAAUAGCUCAAUUGCUGAGGGAAUAAGAUCCUUAGAUCCAAGGGUGUCAUACCCUGACGGGGCACUGGGGCACGUUGCCCCUCAUUUGUUCUGUAAACAUUUUUUGGGGGGGUAUAUUUAUUAUGUUAUUUUUGGUUGUUAUUUCCCUCUAAUACUACUAACCACCUAGCAAUUUUAUGAAGUUGGCUUUAGUUAGCCCAGAUAGGUUCUCAACCUCAUAACUAGCUACCCAGAAGCAAAACUGCUUUUAGCAGCGCUAGUAUUUACACACUAGCGUUGCUUGGAAUCAGCUGGCAAAAAAACUGAACAUUUGAAAGCUCUAGUUUUGACCUUUGUUACGUUCCCCAGUUUAUGUGUUGUAGUUUGUGUAUUUGCAUGUGUUUAUUUCAGGAAAUGGCUUCCUGAAAUCCCUCAAGCAGCUGAUUGGUUGACUCCAUGGCUAAUUGGAGAGCUGACCCCGCCCCCUCGUAAAGACGCAGCUGUCUCCAAUUACCCAUUCCUUCAGAAGCUAUAUAAAAGCCAGUGUUCUGUUCAGGAGGAAGAGUUUUGCUGGGAGGUCAUUGCAGAUAUUUUGCUAGAGAUUUUGCUAGAGAUUUUCUGGGAGGUCAUUGCAGAGAUUUUGCUAGAGAGAUUUGCUGGGAGGUCAUUGCAGAGAUUUUGAUAGAGGUUGAUUUUGCUGGGAGUUCAUUGCUGAGAGUUGGUAUGUUUUGUGAGUUUGUUGCUCAGAUAGAGCUUAUUUGAUGUCCUUUGUUUCUUAGUUUGUUUGAGAAAUGAUUUGUUCUCCUGUUUCAUUUGUUCCCAGGGGGGAAGGGGAAGGCACCUAGGGAGUGCUUAGGCAAGAGGCCCGCGGGCAUACAUAUACCUGUAGUAUAUUCAUUGUCUAGGCACAAUAGGUAAGACCUGGGCGGACCACCCCCUGUAUUUUGGUUAGGGCACCAGGUGGUGCUAAAUUAGGUAAGUAUUGGUUAGGCAGGUAAGAUAGGAGAGGGGGCUUUGAGAUUUACUUUCUUUGCUUUGGUUCCGUCCAGACCCUUUUCCCCAUAUUACCGUGUAAAGGAAUAAAGUCCUUGUAAACGGUA
Oncorhynchus keta (chum salmon) is the source of this 2634-nucleotide messenger RNA. Its product is annotated as U6 snRNA-associated Sm-like protein LSm4. Gene Ontology annotation, cellular component: P-body; U6 snRNP; spliceosomal tri-snRNP complex. NCBI's taxonomy places the organism in Eukaryota, Metazoa, Chordata, Actinopteri, Salmoniformes, Salmonidae. Gene Ontology annotation, biological process: spliceosomal snRNP assembly; mRNA splicing, via spliceosome; P-body assembly. Gene Ontology annotation, molecular function: U6 snRNA binding. The record is from RefSeq and is a predicted model, not a curated record. The coding region runs from base 140 to 589 and encodes 149 amino acids. The transcript has 6 exons.